Eublepharis macularius is the source of this 4225-nucleotide messenger RNA. RefSeq lists its product as uncharacterized. The record is from RefSeq and is a predicted model, not a curated record. NCBI's taxonomy places the organism in Eukaryota, Metazoa, Chordata, Lepidosauria, Squamata, Eublepharidae. The transcript is spliced from 4 exons. The coding region runs from base 1329 to 2888 and encodes 519 amino acids.
UGCGCUCGAGGUCAGUCCAGAAAACCCGCCCGCCGGGGAGAAAGGGGGUCGGGAAGGCUGUUCGCGCCUUUCCUUCGACCCGGGAGAGGAGCUGCCGCCAUUGCCAAGCCCGGCGGUUGCUGCAACCUUCGCGUGCUGCUGCAGAAACCUUUGCAUGUGUGCACAGGCCAUCCGAGGUGGCCUGUCAAGCAUCUACAGAAGGAUUUUGAAUUGGAGAAAGUUCCCCUAGAGAAGCAUGAUGAAGAAUAUUGGCUUGAAGACAUUCAUAUCCUCAUCAUAAAGAAGGGGGGGAAAUGGGUUCCCAAGGCUGCGAGCAUUGUAACAUCAAGGCAAAACAGCAUUUUAAGAAUCCCUCGUCCUGAGGAACGCACAGAAGUGGCGGCUCGCAAAGCACCUGCAAGUUUUUUGUGCAGCACCAUUGUAGCAAAAGAAGGUGGAGAACAGCCUCCUUUGUAGAUCAACGUCAGCCGUCUGUUGCUUUUCUUGAGGGAGCUACAAGCACGCACUUGUAGCCAAACACAACGUAUCUGGUGAUAUUUCUGCACAGAAGCUGGUGGUAGAACUCAGAAAGACUUGAGAAGCAAACGGACACCCCUAAGUAACAUACAUAAUCAGACAGCGUUAGAGGAGAUCUUUGCUCACAGCUUCUCUUGCUUUGUUCUUGAUGGUUUGAGAUCUGUUACAAAAGUUCAGCGAUUUAAACAGUAGGCAAGAAAAGAGCAGAAAGGGUAGAGAGGUGGCCCUUCAGGAACGGGGCUCCCAAGCCUUUGGAAUUUGGUAACAGCACCUUGAAAUAAACUCAGAGGCAAAAGGCCAGCCCUGUAGUUAUCCAAGGACAGGCUGAAGCGUUCAGUGCAGUUUUCAAACUGUCUUCAGAUGCAUUCCCAUGAAGAAGCCUGAAAACUGCUGAAGCAUAAUAAACCUGUCUGGGUUUCUUUCCCAGGGGAGAAAUGCACAGCCUGCAGGUCUUGCAUGAAAAAGGGGGAAAGUUUUAGGGGAGUAGCUGUGUUGGUCUGUAGCAAGACAAGAUUCAGGUGCAGUAGCAGUUUAAAACACUAAUUAGAUUUCCAGGGUUUGAGCUUUCGAGGGUAGAAUCAGGUCAGUGCACACAGUUUGACCUGCCCCCAUUUCAUGCAUCUUUCUGUGGCUGUGGACAUCCCCAAAGGUAUGUGUGUUAAUAUAGGGUAACAGGGAAUGUGAUGCAGUGAUGUGAUAUUUGAGCCAAACCUUUUUGGGAUUGAAAACCUGCCUCUUCAGGCUACAGUCGUACAUCUUGAUCAAUAAAAACAGAAUAGGCAAAACAUUAAAACCCAAUUCUGUAACUUGACAUGUUUUGGGGAAAGAUGAUCAGCUUGUUUACAGGGACGAGAGAUGGUGCGACCAUGAAUACCACUGAGUCAGGCACCCUCACGGAUCCUACCGAGGGAACCGGUCUGUCAGCACCAUUCAGGGCAAAGGAAGUGUCACAAGCUGCCACUCAAGCCGCCAUUGAAGCUGGAAGAGAAAUGCCAUCAUCCGGGUUUUCUGACCAGAAACAACUUCCCCUUAUGCCUCCUAGAGAACAAGUGUUCAAGUUUGGUCCAGCAGAUAAUGCUACCGUAUUCCGUGCACUGUUUGCCGGAGCAGUGUAUGACUCAGAGUCACCACAAGAUGUUAGUCUCCUUCCCAGUAUCUUGCAUCAAGUAAAUAUAGCCCCUUUCACCAUGGGAAGGAUUAAUGACUCGGUGUUGGACAUCAAUGAUUUUGUCACCGCAUCUUGUAUCUGCAGUCUUCGCCUUCGCCAGCCUGAAGGAAGACAACAACAGUUUCUACAAGAGAUGCUUACGCUAUACCUCCCGAAGGAUCCGACUGCAAGCGAGCAAGAGGCACGCGCUGAACUACAGAGAAUCCUUGACGAUACAAACAAUCUUCGUGAUCAGGUCUGGUUUACAGACGCAUACAGAAGUGCAGCUCAGGCGGCAGAAUCUAAUCAGGCGGUUAGGGACAUUAUUGGAUAUUGGGAGGGAUCCAAAAAGGAAUGGAACACUAAUGUCACGCUCCAGCAAAAGUUGCAGUUUGUCUCCACUAUGGCACUGUUCAUUCCCGAACAAGGCAGACAGAGAGUUCUGAAUUCAGUUCUUCUUUGCAUAAUAUCAUUUGCUCUGUGGGGAGAGAUAUCUCAGGUCAAAUUAUCCCGUCUACAGCAAAAUCUGGCCCCAAUCAUGAAAGGGAUCUCUGAACAACUGACUCGAGCAGAUAUCAUCCUCACAUGGAGAAAUUUCGCGCAUCUAGUAGAUGAUAGUAAUGUGGCAGAAGUUUUCCGCAGGUGGCUCUUGUUUAUACCAGUUCCGACUAGAAGACUAAGAGUCUGCUUAGCACAGGCUGCUGAUUCAGAAUUAAUGUCACUGGAUGUUAUUGCCAUGGCUUUGCAUAAACAUCCGACUUUCCCUUGGUAUAAAGUGAUGAGGAUGUAUCCCCAAGAAUGGAAGAAUGCUGUCAUGGCCUUGAAGCUUGUUGGCAGCAACCCUAUCUAUGGCUUCCGAAGUUACCUGCCCCAAUUACGAUCAACUAGGUACAAGUCCUUUUCAUAUAUCUGUGGAAAGUUGCUGAUUGAAUGUGGGGAUAAGUCUUGGUCGGACUAUUGUAGAUUUCAGGAAGACAAGCGUUACAAAGACAUCAUUGAUACCUUGAUUCGUGAGUAUAUAUCUGCCCAGGAAGGGCCAGAUCUAGACGAAGACCCGUCUGGUGAUCUCUUACCGUUAGUGAAAAAUAGUCCUGCAAAACCAGGCACAGUUACUCACGGGCGGAGUGGUUGUGAUCAAAAUAGACCUCCCGUGGGUUCCAUGACGUUGAACCUUCUGUUUCUGGUGUGUGUGCUUUUAAUAUCAGCUUCUAGAGAAGGAUUUUGAAUUGGACAAAGUUCCCCUAGACAAGCAUGAUGAGGAAUAUCAAAGCGAGGACAUUAAUAUCUUCAGCAUACGGAUGGAAAAAAUGGUCAGUUCUUACAAGAAGUAGGGAAAUGGCUGCUAACGUUUAUGAAGACCCUUUUAUUCUUCUGAGCCACUGGCUGGCAACUCGAAACAUUUUCCACAAUCAGAAUAAUAUCUGCAGUAUUAUUUAGAGUUGUUUGUAAAGUAUCUUCAAGUCGCAGCCAACUUAUGGCACCCCCUGCUGGGAUUUUCAAGGCAAGAGACUAACAAAGUUGGUUUGCCAUUGUGUGCCUCUGCACAGCAACCCUGGACUUCCUUGCUAUUUUCCCACUCAAGUAGCGACCAGGGCUAUCCCUGCUUAGCUUUCGAGAUCUGACAUGAUUGGUAUAGCCUGGGCAUAUCUGAAACCCAUUUCAACGUCUCCUUCACCGUAGCCGUAUGGAGAAUAUUUUUCAGACCUCCACAGCCGCAGUGGUGGCUUCCAGCAAACCUUCCUUUAUGGAACUCAAAAUGGGAUCUAUAGAGGGUUCCCAGGAGCUGCCCCAUCCAGGCACUGGCCAUUCUCAGACCUGCUUGGCUUUAGUGAGAUGGUCAUCUCAGGAGCCUUCCUGCUACACCCUGGGGACCGUAAGAGCCAGUCUUGAGAAUGCCUCACCUUCACAAUAGAAAUUCUCUCUUCCGUUUUUUGCCUUAUGUAUGGUUAGCAAAUAUGAUUAGUUAUAAGAAUAAAUUUCUUUUAACUGAUGUAACUGGUAAGGGAUAUUUUAAGUCAGUCAAGAAAGGCUUCAAAGGGGAGGGGGAUAUGUUAAGGGAUUUUUACAAUUUUAGCUAUAAGCCUUUAACUGAUUCUUUUUCCUAGGGCAUCAUAGGUAUGAGGGUUUGCUGCCGCUCUCCUAAAAUUGCCCUUUCACCUACUUCUACUGUCUUUAGAAAACUGCAAUGUAGGAGGAACAAAGAUGUUUAGAGUUACAACAGAGCAUAGCAUCCAAAACGUUUGCAUGUUAUUGCCUUGACGUGCCAGCAGUCUCUUAUCAAAUCAGGAGGCACGCCUCUUAAAGAUAACAAGAGGUGCCAGAUGGGUGCUAAUUUUCACCCCUUUUGUUUAUAUGACCUGCCAACUUUUUAGAAAUUAGUGGCUGAAGCUUAUUUUCUUUUCUGUAAACUAUCCUAGUUCGGUAGACUAUUUUCUGAUGUCAUUGUUUGUGAAAGGUAUAAGAAUGGGUGAUUUCUUUGUGACAUAUGCACUUUGCCAGGUCUUACUGAAGUGCAUCAGUUUAUUUGAGUUUUCUAAUAAACUUCCUUUGCUUUUGCCAACA